Messenger RNA from Venustampulla echinocandica, 540 nucleotides. RefSeq lists its product as uncharacterized. The record is from RefSeq and is a predicted model, not a curated record. Lineage: Eukaryota; Fungi; Ascomycota; Leotiomycetes; Helotiales; Pleuroascaceae. The coding region runs from base 1 to 540 and encodes 179 amino acids. The transcript has a single exon.
AUGCUGUCACGCGUCCAAUCUAAGAUAACAACGGCCGAGGAACGCAAGAGACGCAAGGAAAAUUUCAGAAAAAGGAGUAAAAGCCUCAGGGUGUCGGGGAACGCGAGUGUCGACUUACUUGGGGAACCGUCCAAUCCGCACGAUAUAAUAGUCGAGCCUAGAGAAUCCGACAAUAUAAACGCUGGCCCGGUUGGAGAGUCGAAUAAUAUAGUGCUAGACGUGCCUGAGUCAGAUAUUGCAACGUUCCAGUUACUUGGGGAAUCAGACAACCUGCCUGGGAAGGCGAUGGCGAUGGAUGUGGAUGUGGAUCUAGUCUCCGCAUACGAUAUGAUGGAUUUAAAUAUACAAGUCGGAAUUGAGGUCAAAGGGCAAGAGUCAAUGGAGCUACGAUCCGCUGGAGGUCCCGACACAUGGCAGGUGGUCAAUUCCCCGAGGAUGAUAGAACCGCAUGAUCGACAAGUCUGUGGCCCGAACUUGUCGACGACAGUACUCGAUCCGACAGAGCUGCUUGAGGGUUGGGACUGGGUCUUUCAAAAGUAA